Molecule: messenger RNA, 1295 nt
Organism: Octopus sinensis (East Asian common octopus)
Lineage: Eukaryota; Metazoa; Mollusca; Cephalopoda; Octopoda; Octopodidae
Product: regucalcin-like
Exons: 6
Coding region: 280-1185 (301 amino acids)
Biological process (GO): L-ascorbic acid biosynthetic process
Molecular function (GO): enzyme regulator activity; calcium ion binding; gluconolactonase activity
Source: RefSeq, a predicted model, not a curated record
GAUUUCGCCUUGACAUAAUUAUCUAAUGUUUUGCAUAUAAACUAAUACAAGUCUACUUCCUCAAUAUAUAAAACCAACUUAAGGACAGACUAUUUCGGCUACGAGUUCAUAAAAGCGAUAUACUUAUAAAUCGAACAAAUUAUGUAAUGUGUAACUGGUAUUUAAUAAACACCGGGUGUACAUUAAAUAACUAAAUAGAAUUAGUUUGCAACAACAGUCCUGACCAGACAAACGUUACAGUUGUGCUUGUUUAAAUCCAUUAUAAGAAAAAGAGACAAGAUGUCUGUGUCUGUUGUCUUAAAGAAUGUCUGUCAAAAAACUGGGGAAGCGCCUCACUGGGAGGAAAGCACCAAAUCCUUGCUGUUUCUGGAUAUUGAACCUGGAGGUAUACACAAGUGGAAUUCCGUGGGCAACACACACACCAAGUGUGAAGUUGAUGGAAAUAUAAGCUUCAUUGUUCCUCGGGAAUCUGGUGGUUAUGUUGUAUCCAACUACUCGAAACUCUGUCAUUUUGACUGGGGGAGUCGAGAAGUAAAACCGUUCCUCACAGCAGAUCCAGAUAAGCCAGGGAAUCGAUUCAAUGAUGGUAAAUGCGACAGCUAUGGCCGACUUUUGGCAGGUACAAUGAAGGAAUUCAAAGGUAUUCUAGAAAUAACUGAAGCUGGACAUUUGUACCGAAUUGAUAAGGAUUUAUCAAUCCAUGCCAUUAAAGACAAGACCAAUAUAUCUAAUGGCAUGGCAUGGACAGCAGAUGACAAAACCAUGUUCUACACCCAUACUCUUCCUAAAAAAGUAUUUUCAUAUGACUAUGAUAUUUCUACAGGGGAAAUGUCCAGAGAACAAGUGGUUAUUGAUUUUGAAGGCAAAGAACUCCAUGAAUUUGGGAUGCCAGAUGGAAUGACAAUUGAUUUAAAUGACAAAAUAUGGCUAGCUGGCCAUUAUGGUAGCCAAGUAUUCCAGAUUGACCCAGAAACAGGCAAAAUUCUGACAUCAAUUAAGUUUCCUGCGAGUCAAAUCACUUCCUGUUGUUUUGGAGGUCCAAACUAUGAUGAACUCUUUGUGACCUCAAGUGCUUAUUGCUUAACCGAAAAACAGUUGCAGAAUGAAGAGAAAUUGGCUGGGAGUCUUUUCAAGGUUACUGGGUCGGGGGCCAAAGGUAAAGCAGCCCCUAACUUUCAGGGAUAGUCUACAACAGUGCUUCUCAAACUAUCGCAUGUGGUGUACUGACAGUUUUUGUUUUUUUCCCCAAUGUGCCAGGGACCGGUUAAUAUUUCUUAGUAAUAUUAAUUUAUACC